AUGAAGAUGUUUGGAACGCUUUGUGUUCGCUUAGAGAAGUAUUGCUUGUCGAGGACCCGAGAAAACUGGCAAUACCUAAGCUGGCAUGUGAACUGGACAACCUGGACUGGAGAAUCAUCCGAAGCAUGCUUGAGGUAG
This is a messenger RNA of Acanthoscelides obtectus, 138 nucleotides long. NCBI's taxonomy places the organism in Eukaryota, Metazoa, Arthropoda, Insecta, Coleoptera, Chrysomelidae. The record is from the annotation of a GenBank genome assembly.